CAUCAUUGAAGAAUCGCAUGCAGAGGCAGCUCCUGUUCGCCUCUCUCAGCAAAGCUCAUACACGCAGCUUCAGUUCAACAGCAUCAAGGAUGGGUGUCACAGUCGAACGUAUCAGCCCCGGUGACGGCAAGAGCUAUCCCAAAGCCGGCGANAAUGUCUCUAUGCACUAUGUCGGCACACUGCAGAGCAACGGCAACAAAUUUGAUUCCUCCAGAGACCGAGGCACACCUUUCCAGACCAAGAUCGGCGUCGGACAAGUGAUCAAGGGCUGGGAUGAAGGCGUACCCCAGCUUUCGCUUGGCGAGAAGGCCAAACUGAUUUGCACUCCUGACUAUGCCUAUGGCGCUCGAGGAUACCCUCCUGUUAUUCCAGCCAACUCGACACUUAUCUUCGAAGUCGAGCUACUGAAGAUCAACUAGGCUCAGCCUGAUCAGCUGUAAAGCAUGCUACCAUCAUGCAAAGGGCGAUCCGUUCCGUCUACAGUACACAUCGAAUUAAAAAACCUGUGCCUUUUGCACACCUGAUUCAGCUACGUCAGAGAGGGGAGCCGGUGCAGAGUGAGACAGCUGUACGACGGCCGAGGAUACUUUUGUCCUCGGUGCUGUGCGGUGCAGAUGCACGAGCUCAUCUGGCCUGACGAGUCCAUCCCUACUAGAGCUGACGUCGUCAGGGAUGGCCAACAACACUGGCAGUGCAACGGCCUCCUCGCGACGGCGUCCACUGCCCGACUUGCCAACGACACAACGAGCAGUGAGAGCAUUGCCAUCGCUCAAGAGUCAC
This is a messenger RNA of Mixia osmundae IAM 14324, 780 nucleotides long. RefSeq lists its product as uncharacterized. Lineage: Eukaryota; Fungi; Basidiomycota; Mixiomycetes; Mixiales; Mixiaceae. The record is from RefSeq and is a predicted model, not a curated record. Bases 90 to 419 code for a protein of 109 amino acids. The transcript is spliced from 10 exons. Gene Ontology annotation, molecular function: peptidyl-prolyl cis-trans isomerase activity.